Gigantopelta aegis is the source of this 6124-nucleotide messenger RNA. RefSeq names its product phospholipase D1-like. Gene Ontology annotation, biological process: cell motility; intracellular signal transduction; phosphatidic acid biosynthetic process. Bases 75 to 4484 code for a protein of 1469 amino acids. The record is from RefSeq and is a predicted model, not a curated record. NCBI's taxonomy places the organism in Eukaryota, Metazoa, Mollusca, Gastropoda, Neomphalida, Peltospiridae. The transcript is spliced from 24 exons. Gene Ontology annotation, molecular function: D-type glycerophospholipase activity; phosphatidylinositol binding.
UUGAGAUCGGUGGAAGUUUUUCAAACUUGUUUUUCUUGUUGUUUGGCGCGUAACAUGUCUGUCCAGUCGUUAGAAUGGACCACAAAGACCAUAAUCGAGACGAACUCGGAACAGCUGACACAACUGAUCACUUUUUGAAGAUUUUUUCAGAUAUAGAAUGGGAAUCGUUCGAGUCUGAGGAGGACUACGACUUCGACGAAAUUCACGAAUUAUCUUCAAUCCCAGAAACCCCCGCUGAUCAUCUGGACGGAGGUGCCCAACCACACCCUCCAACAACUCCAGGUAGCAUUAUUGGUAAUCCAAAAUCAUUCCAGACCAUUUUUGAAAAGCCAGUCCAAUUUGAAGAUCUUCGUGACAACUGCUGGAUUCCCGAAGAACCAAUUGUAGUGCAAAUAAUAAACCAUGAACAACAAGGAACGAAAGUGAACCCCUAUUUAUAUACGAUAUCAGUGAAGCAUGGUGAUUUUCGAUGGACCGUACAAAGGCGUUAUAAACAUUUUCGACAGCUGCACGAUGCACUUGUGCUGUUCAGAACACGAUAUAGGAUUCCGUUUCCAUGGAAAGGAUACCAAGAGAGACGUCAACGUAUUUGGCGUGAUUGUCAGGAUUGGGAAGACCGAGUCAACAAGGAGAGAAAUAACGCACGGUUCCCUCUGCGACCUGAAGCUCUCGUUGGCGAACAAAAUAUUCUGCAACGACAGAACCGGUUGGAGUUGUACCUUCAAUAUGUUGUCCGAUACAAGUCUUUCAGGAGCCACUUAGCAACGCUGCGGUUUUUUGAGGUUUGCCACCUGUCAUUUGUCCACAAUCUAGGAAAGAAAGGAAAAGAAGGAUUCGUUAAGAAAUGUUCUGGGGGUCGGAGGAUUAACAUCGGUUGUUGCGGCUGUAUGUCGUUGUCUAACCUGGGAGGCACGUGGAACAGAAGGUGGCUGCUUGUGAAAGACACGUUCCUGGCCUACAUUCGACCAGAAGACGGCAUCGUCAGUGACGUCAUGCUGAUGGAUUCCAACUUUCAUGUAGACUUUGGGAUAGCCGCGACAGGGGUCAUUCAUGGGGUCCUCAUUUCAAACCUUAGCAGGAAGUUGCUGAUUAAAUGCUUGACAUCACGUACAGCUCGUGAAUGGGCCCAGUGUUUGAUUGACAGAUCUAAAACUACCGCGAAAGACUUCACUCAGAAAAACAGAUUCCUCUCAUAUGCCCCAGAGAGAGAAAACUCUCAUGCAAGAUGGUUUGUCGAUGGUUCUUCGUACUUUGAAGCUGUAGCCGACGCUCUGGAGAAUGCUAAAGAAGAAAUAUACAUCUCAGACUGGUGGCUGAGUCCCGAGAUUUACCUGAAGCGUCCGAUGACCGAGGGCGACAGAUGGAGACUGGAUCUGAUUCUACAGAGGAAAGCCGAUGCGGGAGUGAAGAUUUUUAUUUUGUUGUACAAGGAGUUUCCGCUGGCUCUUGGCCUCAACAGUAUUUAUAGCAAGCAGACUCUGGUGUCCAAACACCCAGAAAACAUCAAGGUGCUGCGUCACCCGGAUCACGCAACCAGUGGAGUGUUACUGUGGACGCAUCAUGAGAAGGUGGUCGUCAUAGACCAGAAGGUGGCUUUCCUCGGGGGAUUCGAUCUUUGUUAUGGUAGAUGGGACAAUGACCAACACAGACUCGUUGACCUUGGAUCUAUAGUACUGAAAUCUUUAACUUCUCAGCCAAAAUCGACAGGAAUCAUGAUGCAAACACACAACACAGAGUCAACAUACAUUACAGAGCUUACUGGUGACCUACAUUCUUCUGUCAGGCCACCCACUCCCCUGGAAACCAGCAGCGAUAACCAACUGACACUGGGUUCAUAUGAAGUGCACGUCCAUGACAGUAAUAUAGACAGGGUUUCCGAGAUCACCACUCCAUCCUCUAGCAGCACUAACUCGGGCGUGAAAUCCAAAGAGAGACAGUCAGUACAGGGAUCCUCGGUCGGUGUUAACUCAGGCGUGAAAUCUGAAGAGAGACAGUCAGUACAGGGAUCCUCUGGCAGCACUAACUCGGGCGUGAAAUCUGAAGAGAGACAGUCAGUACAGGGAUCCUCUGGCAGCACUAACUCGGGCGUGAAAACCGAAGAGAGACGGUCAGUACAGGGAUCCUCAGUCGGUGGUAACUCGGGCGUGAAAUCCGAAGAGAGACAGUCAGUACAGGGAUCCUCGGUCAGUGGUAACUCGGGCGUGAAAACCGAAGAGAGACAGUCAGUACAGGGAUCCUCGGUCAGUGGUAACUCGGGCGUGAAAACCGAAGAGAGACAGUCAGUACAGGGAUCCUCAGUCGGUGGUAACUCGGGCGUGAAAUCCGAAGAGAGACAGUCAGUACAGGGAUCCUCUGGCAGCACUAACUCGGGCGUGAAAUCCGAAGAGAGACAGUCAGUACAGGGAUCCUCGGUCAGUGGUGACUCGGACGUGAAAUCCGAAGAGAGACAGUCAGUACAGGUAUCCUCGGUCGGUGGUAACUCGGGCGUGAAAUCCGAAGAGAGACAGUCAAUACAGGGAUCCUCGGUCGGUGGUAACUCGGGCGUGAAAUCCGAAGAGGGACAGUCAGUACAGAAAUCCUCGGUCGGUGGUCACUUGGGCGUCAAAUCUGAAGAGAGACAGUCAGUACAGGGAUCCUCGGGCGUGAAAUCUGAAGAUAAACGAUCGGUACAGGAGGUUGAACACGCCGAGGAUUCUACAGCAGGGCAGCAGUUUGGUGCUUCAUCUGACUUUGUUCAAAAAUCUGGAUCUAAAUACACUGGAUCUAGUGUGAAAAUUGUUGUGGACAGUGUGGAUCAUGCUUCGUAUGACACGCCUAGCUCAGAACAUACUCAGCUUGGUAAUGGUGGGAGCAACAAAAAAGAUCUGAAGAGAAUUACUUAUGGAAAAGACAACAACCACAAAUAUGAGCAUGAAGAACAUCGUGAGGCGGCGAACCGUGUUAGACGGGGGAUGAGGAUGGUGCUAGUCGUGAAGACGUUUGAGUCGGUCGUGCGAGAGCCACAGACCCCGGAGAACAUCAGCAAACAGCUCAUGUUCGGGGCUCAGAGGCCAACACAUAAGUUAGGAAUUUUGGCUGGUAGAUGGCAGAGGCACAGAAAGAAAGCAUCAAGCCUGAAGGGUCUUAUGCUACACAGAACAAAGAGUGAAGAGGACAUAAUGAAGUGUGGCUUAGAUCACUCCACCCAACUGUGGAUCGGAAAAGACUACGUGAACUUCAUCUACAAGGACUUUGUUGAUCUCCAUUCUCCAUUUUCUGAUUUUAUUGACCGAUCACAAUACCCUCGUAUGCCAUGGCAUGACAUCGGAACGGUGGUUUAUGGGAAGGCAGCCAGUGAUGUGGCUCGCCACUUCAUAGCUCGCUGGAACUUCACAAAGCUUGAAAAGUGCAAGAAAAAUACACGGUACCCACUGUUGAUGCCGAAGAAUCAUGUUUUCUGCACCGUCCCGCAAGCCACAACGAACCUGUUUAAAGUCAAGGCACAGAUUCUUAGAAGCAGUGGCAGUUGGUCGGCUGGUAUCGGAACGACAGAGUCUUCCAUCCACGAGGCGUACAUCCACUGUAUUGAGAGAGCCAAGCACUACGUCUACAUCGAAAACCAGUUCUUUAUCACCCAGAUCGGAGCAAACACCAGCGUCAACAAUAAAAUCGGAGAAGCUCUCUUCAAUCGAAUCUUAUAUUCUCACAAAAAAGGAGAGCUAUUUAGAGUGUAUGUGGUGAUGCCUUUAUUGCCGGCGUUUGAGGGAGAAUUCGGCACGGCGACGGGCACUGCCCUCUCUGCGGUCACUCACUGGAACUAUGCCUCCAUCUGCAGGGGAGGCAACUCUCUCAUUGAAAGAUUGGCCCAAGAAGUGCCUGACCCUAUGAAAUACGUGAUAUUCUGUGGACUACGAACUCAUUCAGAACUUGCUGGAAAACCGGUCACUGAGUUGAUCUAUGUUCACAGCAAGAUGAUGAUCGUGGAUGAUGACUCGGUGAUCAUCGGCUCGGCUAACAUUAACGACCGCAGUUUGCUGGGCAAGCGAGACAGUGAAAUUGCCAUCCUUGUCGAAGACCGGCCUGACAACAAGUUUCUAGUAAGGUUCAACGGGAGAGUUCACAUGGCGGGAAAAUUCGCUUCUUCUCUCAGGCAAACCAUUUUCAGGGAACACCUUGGAUUUCGGGAUGAUCAUGUCAAUAUAACUGACAUCGUGUGUGAUGAUUUCUACAAAGACGUGUGGAUCAAACAGGCAACAACCAACACCACAAUGUUUGACAAAGUUUUCCACUGUAUUCCGUGUGACUGCGUACACAAGUACUCUGAUCUCAAGCAGUACCAAACCGAGAACGCUCUGGUCGAUACAGACAUGAGGCAGGCUCGGGAAUGCCUCAGCAAGAUCGUCGGUAACAUCGUGUUGCUGCCUCUUCAUUUUUUGAAGGACGAAAAUCUAGCUCCAAAACUUGGUGCAAAAGAAGCAAUGUUACCAUCAUACAUAUGGACAUGACAUAUUUGAUGCAGAUGUAAUAUAAACAUCUUUUGUCGGCCAUACUUUGCCACCACUUUAACUGACUGUUUAAUAAUAGUCAUACUGGCAGUUUAGAAAAAAAAUAUUUGAUGAAGAAAUUUGGCAAGCAAAAGAUAAUUUUAUGUGAAAUGUCAUGGCUAUAGCUUCACUUCUAGUACUGGAGAUCUGCAGGGCAGAAUAGAGAGUGGGAUUUAGCACCUUGCUCACGAAAAGUUAAAGUCUAGACUGAAAGCUUCAGCAAAGCCUGUAAACACUAACAUCAUGGCAACGUCAUAGAAACUGCAUUACUAAAAUUUGUAUUUUAAGAGUUUUUAUCAGUAUGGGCCCUGACUCUUGCAUACAAGACUGUGCAGCCAAACGGCUAAAACAGUGGCUAUAGAUUUAUAUGUGCACUAUAUAAGAUGUGUAAAGGGAAAGUGAUUUUCAAAUUGGCCGUUUGGUGAAUUAAAUUUACCAAAUUUAACUUCACAGUUUAGCAAACGACAGCUUAAACUGUCUAUGUAACAUUUAUAAUAAUGAAUAACAAAGCCAUGCCUAAAUUGUUGUAAUAAACACAAUAACAAAGGCAUGUCUAAAUUGUUGUAAUAAACAUAAUAACAAUUAAAGCCAUGCUUAAAUUGUUGUAAUAAACACAAUAACAAAGCCAUGCCUAAAUUGUUGUAAUAAACACAAUAACAAAGGUAUGUCUAAAUUGUUGUAAUAUUAAACACAAUAACAAAGCCAUGCCUAAAUUGUUGUAAUAAACACAAUAACAAAGGUAUGUCUAAAUUGUUGUAAUAUUAAACACAAUAACAAAGCCAUGCCUAAAUUGUUGUAAUAAACACAAUAACAAAGGCAUGUCUAAAUUGUUGUAAUAUUAAACACAAUAACAAAGCCAUGCCUAAAUUGUUGUAAUAAACACAAUAACAAAGCCAUGCCUAAAUUGUUGUAAUAAACACAAUAACAAAGGUAUGUCUAAAUUGUUGUAAUAUUAAACAUAAUAACAAAGCCAUGCUUAAAUUGUUGUAAUAAACACAAUAACAAAGCCAUGCCUAAAUUGUUGUAAUAAACACAAUAACAAAGCCAUGCCUAAAUUGUUGUAAUAAACACAAUAACAAAGCCAAUGCCAAAAUUGUUGUAAUAAACACAAUAAUGAAGACAUGCCUAAAAUGUUGUAAUAAACACAAUAACAAAGGCAUGUCUAAAUUGUUGUAAUAUUAAACACAAUAACAAAGCCAUGCCUAAAUUGUUGUAAUAAACACAAUAACAAAUUAAGGUAUGUCUAAAUUGUUGUAAUAUUAAACAUAAUAACAAAGCCAUGCCUAAAUUGUUGUAAUAAACACAAUAACAAAGCCAUGCCUAAAUUGUUGUAAUAAACACAAUAACAAAGGUAUGUCUAAAUUGUUGUAAUAUUAAACAUAAUAACAAAGCCAUGCUUAAAUUGUUGUAAUAAACACAAUAACAAAGCCAUGCCUAAAUUGUUGUAAUAAACACAAUAACAAAGCCAUGCCUAAAUUGUUGUAAUAAACACAAUAACAAAGCCAAUGCCAAAAUUGUUGUAAUAAACACAAUAACGAAGACAUGCCUAAAUUAUUGUAAUAAACACAAUAACAAAGUCAUGCCUAAAAUGUUGUAAUAAA